UGUCCAUGAUAACCUCAGGAUAUUUGAUUAGAUGGGCUGGGGGCUGGACUUCCGUGUUCUACUUUUCUGGUGGAGUUACAAUGCUGUGGUUUAUUUUGUGGAUUUAUCUCGUUUACGACACUCCGGAGGAACAUCCCAGAAUUUCAUGGCAGGAGCAAAAGUACAUAAGACAAUCAAUAGGGACUAGCACGGCAGAGCGUCCAGACCAAAUGCCGUUUAAAGCUAUUCUAACCUCAGGGCCGGUUUGGGCGAUUGCUAUCAUUGAAUUUUGUCAUGGGUGGGGCUUAUACACACUGCUGAUUGAGCUGCCCACAUAUUUUAAAACAGUCUUAGACUUUAGCAUGGAAAAUGUAUGGGAGGCAUGCAACGUUUAUGAAGAAUAUUUGCAUAUCAAAGAAAUUAGCAAGGAAGAUGCCGAGGUUGGCGCGGCUCUUGCGCUUGUGGGUGCGUCUUUGGUCGGAUGUUCAAGAACAAGCGCUGUAAUUUUAUUGACAACUGCCGUGGGUGUUUCUGGUGGAGUGUGUGCAAGUUACAUCCCAAAUCAGGUAGAAAUUGGCCCUAACUAUGCAGGUUUGGUAAUGGGAUUUACCAACACGGUUGGAAAUUUAGCUGGUUUUUUAGUGUCUGCAGUUGCAGGUUCCCUCACUCGUGGUCAUCCAACAGAUCAACACCGGUGGAGAUCAGUCUUCUUUAUUUCUGCAGCAAUUUACCUCGUGAGUGCUUUCAUAUUUGUAGCAUUUGCAACUGACAAGGAGCAGUGGUGGAAUCGGAGGAAAAUAGUGGAACCAACGGAUACACCAGGUCAAACAGCCUAUGAAAAUAAGGAGAAAGGCGACGCGUCCACCGUUGCUAAACGCCAAUCUUGAGGUGCUUGUUGCAGUUCUAAAAUUGACAACUGUAAUUUUAAGCCGAACAAGAAAAUAAAUGACGAUGCUUCAAAUAAUCUGAGG
Messenger RNA from Folsomia candida, 950 nucleotides. RefSeq names its product sialin. NCBI's taxonomy places the organism in Eukaryota, Metazoa, Arthropoda, Collembola, Entomobryomorpha, Isotomidae. The coding region runs from base 6 to 866 and encodes 286 amino acids. The transcript has 6 exons. Gene Ontology annotation, biological process: monoatomic anion transport; transmembrane transport. The record is from RefSeq and is a predicted model, not a curated record. Gene Ontology annotation, molecular function: transmembrane transporter activity.